Molecule: messenger RNA, 1698 nt
Organism: Nylanderia fulva
Lineage: Eukaryota; Metazoa; Arthropoda; Insecta; Hymenoptera; Formicidae
Source: RefSeq, a predicted model, not a curated record
AUUUCGGAAAAAUACAUUGUAUAGUGACAUCAGUUUUUAACACAAUCCUUUUUGCAUUGUGUAUAUAGAAUGACAAUUUUUAAUUAAGGAUUCAAUAGUCAUUUAUCAAGAACUUGCUAAGUUUCUUUGACGAGAUGGGUCGUAGAAAAAGAAAUUUGAAGAAGCUCUCGAGCGCUUCUCAGAAAAUUGGUGAAAAUAAAAUAUCAGAAGAAUUGAAUUCUGAUGAAAAAGAGGAAACGAAACAAAAAGAAGAAAAUUCUUUCAUCCUCGAAGAUACGAUCGAUGUUUAUCAACGUGUGAGGCUGCCACUUGUACACUCGAUGUACGAUCGAUCGCCGGAUGAUAGCGACGAAGAGGAGGAUAUCGUCGUGCUAAACUUCUCUCCGCGUUUUGUCUUCGUGUCGAAUUUGUGCUUGAUCUGUAUGGAACGAUCGGAGGAGGCCUGCGAAUCUUGCGGUUUGGUUUCUUACUGCAGCAUCCAACACAAGAAACAAGGCUGGCCGAAGCAUCGCGAACUGUGUAAAGUUCUCACCGAAGUCUGCACAAAUGGAGGAGGCUUCUCGUUUCUGCCGGAUCUCACCGCGGACGAUUAUCGCAUUUAUCGGCUAAAACUAAUCGAGAUAGUGGAGCAUCGUUUGGGAAGACUUCUCGAUCCCUGGGAGAAAGAAAUCCUUCUUUAUCCUCGUAUUUGUUGCAGCUGCCGUUAUUUUUCAAAGACUCUGAGAUACUGUCCGGCAUGCGGAAUCGAGUUAUUCUGCGAGAAUCACGAUGACAAACACGAAGAGUGGUGUCGAGAUUUUCAGGUGUUUCGAAGAGUAUUAUUUAUGCAGCACAGAAACGGCAACGUGGAUCCUGAAAUCCCAGAUACUUUUCAAACUACUCCGCUUUAUUUGCCAAAUAAUUUUGAUUUGUUAAUGACACAACUUUACAGUCGUUCGACAUAUUAUUGCAACAUGGAUUGUUAUACUUAUUGUAGCCUCUCUCAUAUAUCGACCAUUCCAUUGACGACUCUGUAUUCUAUGCAAAUUUCUUGUCAGGAUUGGAAAACUAUUGAUACCUUUGUGAUUCACGUGAUAGGUGCCGAGUUUCAAUUUGAAUGCAUAAAUUUGCACGUAUGGGAGAAAUUUUUUUUACAUCUUCUUCCGAAUUUAAAGCAUCUUAGAUUAAUGUUCAUUGGUCCAGAAUUAAGAUUGCCGGCAGUGCCAUUAGAUCUUUUGACAGCUGUGAAAAUCUGUUCGGCUUGCAAAUCGAUUAAUCGACGUGUGAACGUUUCGUUUUAUCCUGAAAAAUUCUACCAUAAUUUUUGCCAUUCCAAACAGUUUAUAAAGCCGCAUCUUAUAUGUCUCUUUAAUCCAGGUCUUUAUCGAGAAACUGGGUUUGAAGGUAAAGAUACGUGGCCGGAGACGAUAAAGGAAUUCUGCAAAAUAAAAGUUCCCGUUUGCGUAACAUCUUACACGAAGCAUGAAAUUCCUCGGGAAAUGACCAGAAUAAAAUCGAUUAUUGAUGUGGAGACAAUUCUAGAGCCAGAAAGAAAUCCAUUUGCCUCAAUUAAGCCCGACAGAAAUUUUGUUAGUGAUGAUACGGUGCCACUUAUCUACAAAAAUUAUUAUCUUGCUAUUAUUAGAGGAAAAUCAUAAACAGAUUUGUAAAAAAAUUUUUUUGCAUGUUUUUUGCAUUUAAUUGGACGUAAAUAUUUUA